AUGACCAAGUUCAAUUUAUACUCACAACUUGAAAUUAUACAGACAACCAAGCCCCUCGAGGGUAAAAUUAUAGUCAACCCGGAUGCAGAGGAGCAAAAAUCCUCCGUCCAGGGUUCAGUCAUGGCAGUCGGUCGCGGCAAGACCCUCGAAGAUGGAAGUGUUAGUGAAAUGGAGAUCAAGCCAGUACGCUGGGACUAA
Penicillium malachiteum is the source of this 198-nucleotide messenger RNA. RefSeq lists its product as uncharacterized. The record is from RefSeq and is a predicted model, not a curated record. Gene Ontology annotation, biological process: protein folding. The transcript is spliced from 2 exons. Gene Ontology annotation, molecular function: ATP binding; protein folding chaperone. The coding region runs from base 1 to 198 and encodes 65 amino acids. Lineage: Eukaryota; Fungi; Ascomycota; Eurotiomycetes; Eurotiales; Aspergillaceae.